Messenger RNA from Gryllus bimaculatus (two-spotted cricket), 1272 nucleotides. Lineage: Eukaryota; Metazoa; Arthropoda; Insecta; Orthoptera; Gryllidae. The record is from the annotation of a GenBank genome assembly.
AUGGCCGGUACUAGUGGCGAGAGCGAUAUGAGAGGAUCGUUGUGUGUGGUAUUUCGUGGCGAGUCAGGCAACGCCGUCGGCGGCAAUUCAGCGAAGGUGCACGCCAAGCUGUGGCAGGGCGGAGAAGGACCUGCCGUCGCCGGCGUGCUCGCUCAUCAAGUACUCCACGUGGGACGAGGUGAAGCACUCAGACCUCGGCGUGUGGACGACGCUGGACUUCACGCCGGCCUUCAUCUCCCGCAUGCGGUAUGACGCCCCGCCUCCUAGCGGUCAUUUCCCGCCGUCGUCGCUCCCGUGCCGCCUCCGGCGCUGCCACCCGGCCCGGCCUCGCCCCCGGUCCUCCGUGAAGACGAGACGCGCCUCUGAGGGUCUGUGCAGACGAUGGCAAACGAAGCCACCCGAGCGCGCUCGACAACGCCCGAAGGCACCCGAACGCCCACGACGGCGUCCGAAAGCACCCGAACACGCACGACGGCGCCCGAAGGCACAUAAACGCCCACGACGGCGCCCGAAGGCACCCGAACACGCACGACGGCGCCCGAAGGUACCCGAACGCGCUCGACGGCGGCGGAAGGCACCCGAAAGCGCCGGAAAGCGCUCGACGGCAUCCGAAGACAAUUGUAGGCACACAAACGCGCCCGAUGGCGCACGAAGGCACUCGAAGCCAUCUCUCAGGAACGGGACGCUGUUGUGAAUGACUUUUCUGCAUAUUUAUUACAAGUUUUGUGGUAAUGAUGGUGGUGGUGAUAAUGAUUAUGACAGUGAUCGUGUUAUUAGACGACGAGAAUGUAAAAAAUGAAAACAAUAUUGGUUUUGUAUUAUCCUUUUUGUGCUCGAUUUUGGUUUAAAUACAUUGUAUUACGAUUUCUGGCAUUAAUUUUGUAAUUCAAUUUGUUCCAUCGUAACUGGUUUGGAAGUGCGAUUUAUCAUUGAUCAACUUAUGAUGUGAUCUCAAAAAUAUUUCCGAAAUAAUCACACAAUGUAAGCAUAUUUGUUGUUCAAUAAUUUGAUUCAUUUUGCUUCAAAUAUCUACCCAGGAAUCUUUGUUGUCAGUGGUCCCAAGGACAAUUGCAAUGUUUCAAUAAAUGUGAAAUAGCUUUAUGUCUGUAAAUGCAAAUGGAUGCCAAACAUUUUCGUGGUAAACAUGUACAGUUGUGCAAUGUUUCAAAGCAGAAUAUUAUGUUCAUAAACUUAAGUUUAACUCUUCAAAUUGAUUGAGAAAUAUUGUCGAUAUUGGAAAUUUUUACAAAUAUACCAAGAUCAUGUCGUCCA